GGAAGUAGAGAGAAGACAUUGUUGGAAGUGGCAGCAGAGGAGGUGUUAUCAAAAUUUGAGUGACCUUACCAUAGACUGGGUAUUGCCUGACUGGAGUAUUGAGAUUCCAAAUGUCUGCUGGUGAUCAUUGCAGUAUCAAGGUGUUAUCAAAAUUUGAGUGACCUUACCAUAGACUGGGUAUUGCCUGACUAGAGUAUUGAGAUUCCAAUUGUCUGCUGGUGAUCAUUGCAGUAUCAAGGUUCCCAAAUACUGACAAAUUUCAGAAGAAUUAAGAAAAUUUUACUGCACGUGACUUAUCCCUCGGAAUAUUCCUUUGGAAAAUGUAAACUUUGGAUCAAGCUAUACUGCAUUGAUAAUCAUCAUUUUCUAUCUAAACGUGUUUCAUUAUUUUGUUUAUUGGAAACCUAAAAAUCCUAUUCAUAUUGCAUUGUAUUAAGUUGUUUAUCAGACAAAAAUCUCUCAUUAUGCCUUCUUGUAUUGUUAAAAAAUGUAAUUCUUAUCUUAAAAUAAAAGAGGGAAAAAUAAUUUUACAUAGCUUUAAAAAAGACAAAGUACGUAUAAAGCAAUGGCUUAUGAGUACCGGUCAGUAUGAUGAAAGCAAUGUAGAGGCGACAGUUGAGAAAAUAUGGCUAGGUAAACAUAAUAGUUCACAUAGAAUAUGCUCAAUGCAUUUUUCAGCUGAAAUGUACCACAAUGUUGAUGGAAAAAUGAAAUUGAAAAAAGACGCGUACCCCAGUAUAUUUCCUACGGGUACCUUGAGUAGUGAUUUUGAUGAUGACCAGGGAAGAAAAAAGAAACUUUGCACCGAACAGAACAGAGAAAGUUCUUUAAAUUUGAGUAAUCAAAAAUGCAAUGACCGUGACGCAAGCGGAACUAUUUCAUCUCCCUCAAGCAUGCAAACUGAAAAUCCCUCUGUAUCUAGUGCAGGUGAAGCCAUGUCAGAAUUCUCCUGUAUUACAGAAAAUUCAAAUUUUUCAGAACCUACUACCUCUCAAAGUUUUUUCCGGUCACAUAAAAAACGUACAUGGUCUAGGGGUGUUAUGACCGAUUUUUAUACCAAUACUAAAAAUAAAAAAAUUGGAACAUUACCGUUCUUUGGUUUCCAUAAUCAAAACAUACAGUAUUGUCCACAGACACAAGAUGUUGGCAUACAGUGUGAUCUGUUCAGCUCAUUAAAAAAUAAAAAUAUUGAUUUAACAAAAGAAAACCAGAAAAAAAGCAUACCAGACAAAAACAAUGACCUACUAAUUACAGAUGGAUUGCAAAGUGGGACUCCAAUGUCAAUGAUUUGCAGCCAGGAGUCAUCAGUAAAUAUUGACGUGGAUGACAAUGAUGUAUCUUCCAAUCCUUCCAAUGAUUCCAGCAGAGAAAAUAAAGAAAACUUUUUAGGUACUCCGCAUGCAGAUACAUUUUACAAACUAGAGACUUCUAAAUCAACAUCUGCAUUUUCUGGUUCUGAUUUUGCAAAGGAAAGAAAAUUUUUAGUUUUUGAAAGUUGUCUGGAUAAUCUAUUGGCCAUGGUGCCCUGCAAGUUUGAGAAUUGCAAUGCUUCCAUUACAAAAGUUAAAAAACACCUGUGUGGUUCUUGCCUGUCGGUUUAUGCGAUUUGUAAACAAGGUCAUCGCUUUCUACUUUGGCAAAGUCAGCCUAAGAUCGGAAACCGUCCCGUAGGCGAUGUUUUAAUUGCUAGUUCAUCUCUAUGCAGCGGAUCUAAUUUUCUGAAAAUAGAAAGUUUUCUUAAACUACUAGGGAUGAUGUCCAUUACCAAAACCACAUAUUACGACUAUCAGAAAAACUACUUAUUCCCUGCGAUCAAUUACCAUUGGAAAUUAGAUCAAAAUAAUACAAUAUCCCAACUAUCUGGACAGGCAGUCUGUUUAUUGGGUGACCGACAAUGUGAUAGCCCUGGUUCCAAUGCCAAAUAUUGCACCUAUUCUUUCAUGGAAGCAAAAACCCAAAAAAUAGUUGGCUUUGCUGUGGAACAACAAACACUGGGUUCUAUUUCCAUUGGUCUGGAGGGCAAAGCCUUUGUGAAAGCACUAGAUGAGCUGCAAGACAAAGGGCUAAAUGUCCGUAUUAUUUGCACAGACAGGCAUGUUACCAUUAGAGAACUACUACAAGAAAAAUAUUCCAACAUUCUACAUCAGUUUGACGUCGGACGUAUGGCAAAAUCGGUAGAGGCAAAGCUUAGCGCUGCUAGUAAAAAAGAAGGCUGUUCUGAUUUGGCACCAUGGAUUCCAUCCAUAAAAAAUCAUUUAUGGUGGGCAUCAGCGAAUUGUGAGCACAACGCUUUAAAAUUAAAAGAACAGUGGUGUUCGGUAUUAUGUCACGUGAUCAAUGUUCAUCAAUGGCAUGGAUGUGAACACUACAAAGAAUGCAAGCAUUCCCCAAUUAGUGAAACAUCCAAUAUAACACGGAAAUGGUUGAGCGAUGGAUCAUGUGCCUACAAAGAGCUGAAAGACAUUGUUCUAAGAAAAACAUGGCUUAGAGAUAUCAAAAGACUUACUUUAUUUUGCCACACAAAAAAUCUAGAAAUAUUCCAUAGCACGGCAUUAAAAUACAAACCGAAAAGAAAUCAUUUUUUUAUUGAUGCUACGGUAGCAAGGACACAGCUGUCUAUCCUUGAGCACAAUUCAAAUUUGCAUGAUACUUGUUCAGACCAAAGCAAUAGUGACCAAACAAAAACGGUAGGGUACAGCAGUCAGUACAGUAAGGCAGGAGGUCAAUGGAUUUUAAGGGUUGUAUAUGAAGCACGUCGUCAAGAUUUUGUGUACAACAUAUACAACCAUAUAUUUUCUGCUCUCAAAGGUGAACUUCAGUUUCAGUGGACUUCACCAAGUCAUCUUUAUCCCAAAAAUGAUUGCCCCUGUUGACAAACCAUCGUCAUAAGAACAAAAGCGACAAUAUCAUUCCAGAAUGUUGAGAAUGUAUUCAUUUUUUUUAUGGGUAAUGCUUUUUCUUACCAAAAGAUUGCGUGGAAAAUACUUUUAUAUUCCUUUAUAAAUAAUAACCAAUAUGGAAAUUUUUGGAUGGUCUAUGGAGACCAUGAUUUUUUUAUACUGAUUAAACCACUUGUGUAACUCCCUUUUUAUGGUUAGAAAUCUAAAUAUUGAGGGUGAAUUGGUGUAAUUAUGCUUGAUAUAAUAUAUAUAGGAAAGAGAAUGAACCAUCUCUACUCCAUCUUCUAAACCAGCAUCCAUGUUGUGUAUAUUAGCAGAAUGGAUUUAACUUGUAUUCUGCUUUUAAUGUUGAAAUGUUUUUCUCAUUUAUACUAUCUUUAUACUUCUGCAAGUUAUCUUUUCGUUUUAUAGUUCGAAGAAAGGAUUCUUUCCUUGACAGUUUUGUUGUGUAUUUGAUUGUACUGUUAUGAGAACAUGUCUGCAUACAACCUUGUUUAUGUAUACUGACAUAUUAAAGCUUGCAACUACUGUGUGACCAGAUUAUUGCCUUGUAAUGCUUGUAAAAUCUUAUAUAAGCCAUGAUAAAAUACAUCC
Messenger RNA from Rana temporaria (common frog), 3494 nucleotides. RefSeq lists its product as uncharacterized. The transcript is spliced from 4 exons. The record is from RefSeq and is a predicted model, not a curated record. NCBI's taxonomy places the organism in Eukaryota, Metazoa, Chordata, Amphibia, Anura, Ranidae. The coding region runs from base 465 to 2873 and encodes 802 amino acids.